AUGGACUGCCACAGCAAAACGGUCACUAUAGCAGUCCCUGGGCAAGCCUCCUUCACAGUAAGGGGGAGAAAUAGGCUUGGUACACUCGAAAGCUUACAAGCCCUAAGCGAAUCAGAAUCAGUCGAAUCCAUGAUUAGCCAGAUCCCAGUAGUGUGGGAUUUCCCUAAGGUAAAGGAAGUGAAGUUUCUGGGGCAUGUGGUAAAGGCAGAAGGCAUAGUGGUCGAUCCCGCGAAGGUGAAAGCAGUAUCCAAGUGGGAACAGCCUACCAUGGUCACCGAGGUUCAAAGCUUCUUGGGCAUGGCAAGGUAUUACAAACGCUUCAUCAAGAAAUUCUCAAGGAUCGUACGACCACUCACUCAGCUGACAAAGAAGAACGCCCGAUUCACCUUGGAUGAAAAUGCGGAAGCAGCUUUCCAAGAGCUAAAAAUGAGACUUACAUCAGCGCCAGUGCUCACUCUUCCACAAGAAGGGGAGACGUUUGUGCUGUAUAGCGACGCUUCAAAGAUGGGUCUAAGCUGUGUUCUGAUGCAGAUCGAUAGGGUGAUCGCUUAUGCUUCUCGUUAA
This is a messenger RNA of Magnolia sinica, 564 nucleotides long. RefSeq lists its product as uncharacterized. The transcript has 2 exons. The coding region runs from base 1 to 564 and encodes 187 amino acids. The record is from RefSeq and is a predicted model, not a curated record. Lineage: Eukaryota; Viridiplantae; Streptophyta; Magnoliopsida; Magnoliales; Magnoliaceae.